AGAAUGUGUGGGAGGGAAUACCCUGCUCCAGCAUGAAGACUCUGUGAAAGAUGUGUGAGCAAGCAGCGCGCUACUGCAGGGACAGCGUCCACAAGAUUCUCCACAAACAGGAAACUCAGAUCAGGGGACUGGACGGGUUUGUUCGCUGGAUCGUCACCAAAAUGAGCGAUAAGAAAAUCAUCUCAGACAAGGAAUUCCUCCAGGACGAAGAAGAAGCUGCCGCCCAACAUUUCUGUAUGCCAGAGCAAAGGAAAGGCAUCUCCGUCAUUCUUGAUAUUUUUAGAAGAGCAGACAAAAAUGAUGAUGGUAAGCUUUCUCUGGAGGAAUUUCAGGCCUUCUUCUCUGAUGGCACUCUUAAUGAGGAAGAACUGGAAAAACUCUUUCACACCAUAGACUCAGACAAUACCAGCAAUGUGGAUACCAAGGAACUUUGUGAUUACUUUGCAUCUCACAUGGGAGAUUAUGAAGAUGUUCUGGCAUCUCUUGAAACGCUUAACCUAUCCAUUCUUAAAGCUAUGGACUACACCAAAAGGGUAUAUGAAAGGGGAACAAAAGUGGACCAGUUUGUGACACGAUUUCUACUGAAGGAGACAGCCAAUCAGAUUCAGUCUUUACUUAACUCUGUGGAGAGUGCGGUUGAUGCCAUUGAUGAGCAGACAAACCAAAGUAGGCAUCACCACUCAAAGCCAAGCCAUGGAGUCAUGGACUCUUAUUAUGGAAACCCUAUUCCAAAUUAUCCCCCAAACAACAGAGUAACAGCCAAAGAACAGAAGAAGAGGAAUAUACAGACAGGACCCCCUGAGACUAAAGAAGGUCUUGAAGUGCAAAUAAACAGGCUGGCAGAUCUGAUUGAACGACUUGAGAAUAAGACACUUUGGUUCGACUUGCACCAGAGACUGUCAGACAGUGAAAGCACAGCCACCACAUAUUUCCACCUUGUACGUCAGCAACUGAAUGUAUCCCAGAAGCACUUGGGAGAGUUCUGUGAUUCACUGAAGCAAUAUUUAAAGAAUGUAGCAGCAGAAAGUGACUGUUUUCACGUUACUGCAGUAAGGCUUCCCGAUGGCAUUACCUUUAUUGUUUAUGAAUUCUGGGAGACUGAAGAGUCUUGGAAAAGGCAUUUGCAAACAGCAAUAUGUAAAAGUUUCCAGCAUGUUAAAGUGGACACACUUUCCCAGCCAGAGGCACUCUCAACCAUUUCUGUUCCAGCUGCUUGGUGUACUUUGAACAGAGAAUGACUCGUACUUGAAGAUAUACCGAUGGAGGUGAACAAAUCAUGCAAAUUACAGACGUUCUUCUCUUGCAUUUGUUCACUGUUAUACUGAACCUCACAAAAACUACAGAGAAGUAAUUUUUCUAAAGAACUCUUUUCAAAUGUUGUCUUGUUAAUUUUUAAAAAGGAAUGUCAGGAAUGUUUUAGCUUGCUAUUUCAGAUGAAGGAUUAUCCUUCUGCGAAACCAAAUCAGGUAGAAUCAAAGACUAUACAGAAGUAUAAUGUAAAAACCCAUAUAAACUUUAGUAGCUUUUACAGACUUAAUUUUUAAACUGCAAUGAUAUGAAAGUGUCUUACAUUAAACUCUUGAAAAUAUCUCUACUACCUUUGUUGUUAGGAGCUUAGGUAGAAAAACUAACUAGUGCACAGAAGUGUUAUAUUUUAAAUACAGUGUAAUCCAUAAUUUUGUAGUCUGUACUAAAGAAAACGGAAAAGGCCAAAAGUAUGAUUUCUAUUGGCCUCUCAAAACACAGACCUAGUUUUGCUAUUACGUUUUGGUUUCUUAUAUAUUUUAUGUUUAUGGACUAUAGAAAUAAAGAAUAAAGAAUAAAAUUGCAUCAUGCUUUUUAACAUUUCUGAUUAAAAAAGUUAUUUCGUACUUAAGAAAUGCACGAUAAGGCUUGGUAUGUACUGCAAAGGCUUUGUUGUAGAAUUUAGCCCUGCUGCUCAUAAAUAAAUUUGUUUCACAUUUCGUUUUAUAUUAAAAUCAAAUGAAUUUUAUUGUUGUAGGCAAUGAUGAUUUAUAUACUCUUAUAAUUGUAUUAUUUGAUUAUAAACAGUAGUACAUGUUAGAAAUUAAUUCUAUUGAUUGCAAGUGGUACAAGUGCUGGAUGCCAGUAUUAUAUGCAGUUUGCUACAUUUUAUUAAUGAGUGAUGUACAGAUUAAAACCUGAAAUAAAGUCCUUCUAAAACUGG
Messenger RNA from Protopterus annectens (West African lungfish), 2188 nucleotides. RefSeq names its product N-terminal EF-hand calcium binding protein 2 (gene NECAB2). Bases 51 to 1238 code for a protein of 395 amino acids. Gene Ontology annotation, cellular component: cytoplasm. Gene Ontology annotation, biological process: regulation of amyloid precursor protein biosynthetic process. Lineage: Eukaryota; Metazoa; Chordata; Ceratodontiformes; Protopteridae. Gene Ontology annotation, molecular function: calcium ion binding. The record is from RefSeq and is a predicted model, not a curated record. The transcript has 13 exons.